This is a messenger RNA of Clonostachys byssicola, 1560 nucleotides long. The record is from the annotation of a GenBank genome assembly. Lineage: Eukaryota; Fungi; Ascomycota; Sordariomycetes; Hypocreales; Bionectriaceae.
AUGGCUGUCCCUCAAGUAACGGAUAAAUAUAGUCUCCCGGAAGCUCGUCACCAAGAGAUAGCUGAUGGAGAUGCGGGAGUUCCUACCAUCACCGACCAUGGGGUUGUUCCAGGCCCAAUACGGCACUUGAGCCCUGAAGUGAACAAAAGAGUACUUCGUCGUAUUGAUCUGGUUCUGAUGCCGAUCAUGUUCAUCUCCUAUGGCCUCCAGUAUAUGGACAAGGCAAUCCUGGGAGCGGCAUCUCAGUUUGGGGUGGUUGAGGAGGUUGGCUUGUAUGAUGUUGUAAUGGCCAACGGGAAACCACAAAUUGACCUUACGAAGUUUUCUUUGGCCACCCUUAUAUUCUACUGGGGGUUUGCCGCAGGGGCGUUCCCAGCAUCUUUCCUCUCGAGCCGGUUUCCCAUCGGAAUAUUUUGCGGGGCAUCUGUUUUCGUAUGGGGUCUUGUCACAAUGGCUGCUGCGUUGGUUCACUCAUAUUCGGGCAUGAUGGCUCUACGAUUCUUUCUUGGUUUCAUCGAAGCCGCUAUCCCAGCAGCGUUCUCCCUCAUUAUUGCGAUGUGGUACACGCCAGACGAACAGCCUCUCCGAUUUGCCAUCUGGGUAUCUGCAAGCGGUAUCGGCGGGGUACUUGGUACUGUCCUCCUUUGGGGGGUUGGCCAUAUUAACGGCUCACUCAGCCCUUGGAAGUAUCAAUUUAUCGUUCUCGGAGCUAUUACUUCUGCCUGGGGAAUCUUUCUCGCUGCUGCGAUGCCGAGAUCUCCUGCCUCUGCUUAUUUCUUGUCUGAGAAAGAUAGGACUUUGGCAGUGGACAGGAUCCGCGCCUGUCAAACAGCAGCAAAGGAUGAGGGCUUCAAGCUUCACCAGGUCAAAGAGGCUUUCCAGGAUCCCAAGACAUGGGCUUACAUCUUCGUCACCUUCAGCUGCCAACUGGCAAAUGGUGCUGUAUCAGGAUUUGGCCCUAUCAUCAUCAGUUCGUUUGGAUUCGGCCCGCUGCAGUCAGUUCUAAUUGCAGGCUCCUUGGGUGGUACCUUAUUCCUGUCAAUGGUGGCAGCCGGACUCAUAACAUCCUUUGUCCCCAAUCAGAAAUGCAAUGUUGCGUUUGCUACUUGCUUGCCAAUCAUUAUCGGGUGCGCCAUCGUUUGGAAGGCGUCGUGGAAGUCUCUUGGAGUACCCCUUUUUGGCUUCCUCCUUGUGGGAUUUUUUGCUACUCCCUACGUGAUGAUUCUUUCCCUAGUCACCGCAAACACGGCAGGCCAGACGAAGAAGGUUGUCGUAACUGGGUUGGUCUGGUUUGCAUAUUGUGUUAGCAAUGGUGUUGCUCCGCUUCUUGUCAGGUCUACAGAGCAAGCGCAGCACUACCCUUCGCUCUUUAUCCCCAUUCUCUCUCUCCUCAGCGCUGGACUACUUGUUAUUGUUGCACUUAGAUGGUACUUGAGUGCUUGCAAUAAGUUCAGGGAAGCAAACGCUCUUUCUAAUGUGGGGAUCACUCAAUCUCCUGAUGAGACGGCGUCUUUAGAUUUGACGGACAAAGAAAACCCGAACUUCCGUUAUCAUCUCUGA